This is a messenger RNA of Lutra lutra (Eurasian river otter), 2717 nucleotides long. Its product is annotated as nascent polypeptide-associated complex subunit alpha, muscle-specific form-like. Lineage: Eukaryota; Metazoa; Chordata; Mammalia; Carnivora; Mustelidae. The transcript is spliced from 4 exons. The record is from RefSeq and is a predicted model, not a curated record. Bases 1 to 1923 code for a protein of 640 amino acids.
AUGCGACUGCUCAUGGACAACGCACCUGGUCACCCAAGAGCACUGAUGGAGAUGGACCGUGAGACAUCCCCACUUCCCCACACAAAACACUCCGAGAGCCCCGCCGACCGCCGACCCCCGCCGCCGCCCCGCGCCGCCCCAAGACCGCCCCGACCGGGCCCCCGCGCCCCGCCCGCCCAGACAACAGGGGCCGCGCUCACACCUGUCACCCCAACCGGGGCGCGUCUGCGCACGCGGGGCACGAGGCCGCGCGCCUCCCGGUCUCACCUGGAAGUGCCCCCCAACAGCUCCCGGGCGCAGGGGAGCGGCGGCCGGCUCCCGCGGACACCGAGCAGCCGCCAACGGACCCGAGCGGACAGCCGGCCGGCGCGCGCCGCCGACCGUGGGGCCGACCGGAAAGUCUGCGGCCGCCUCUUCCUACCUCCCGACGCACCCGGCCCCGGCCCCGCCCCACGCCGGCCGCGCCCCGGACCCGCCCCACGCCGGCGUCCCGGACCCGCCCCACGCCGGCCGCGGCCCCGCUGCUCCGCCGACGUCGUGGCCCGGCUGCGCGUCGCUCUCCCCAGGCCCCGCCCCACGCCGGCCGCGGCCCCGCCCCUCCGCCAAUGUACCCGCUUCGCUCCGCGGUCGCCCUCCCCUAGCCCCGCCCCUCCGCUGACGUCCGGUCCCCGCUCCGAGCUCGCCCUCCCCGGGCCUCGCCUCACGCUGCCCGCACCCGGCCGCGGCCCCGCCCCUUCGCUGACGUCCCGUCCCGACUCCGCGCUCGCCGUCUCCAGGCUCCUCCCCAAGCCGACCGCACCCCGGCCCCGGCCAGGCCCCUCAGCUGACGUCCGGUCCCCGCUUUCCGAUUACCCUCACCAGGCCCCGCCCCACGCCGGCCGUAUCCCGGCUCUGGCCCCGCCCCGCCGCUCUGUCCAGUGUCGGCUCCAAUAUCGCCCUCCCCAGGCCCCACCACACACGCCCCGAGUCGGGCACUGGGGCCGAGCCAGCGUCUGUGCGGCCGGAGUGGCUCCGAGGCCUGCACGCCCGGCCUUCCCUGCGGCCCCGCCCCGCGCCCUCCCUCGCGACGCGGGUCCCGGCUCUGCACGCCCCCCCCACCCCGUAGCCCGCUGGCUCCCGGGCCGCCCUGCACCCCCCGCCCCGGCCCUCGGGACUCUGCCCACCCGGGUCCGAUCCUCGCCGGACACCCGCCUCCCCACGGCCGUCCUCCCGCGGCCGGGUCCUGCCUGCGGCUCUCCCGGGCCGCCCGUCCGCAGCCUCCGCCGGCGGGGACACGACCCCACCCGCGAACGCCGCGUGCUGCGGGGCCCCCAGACCCGGUCCCCAGCCGUACCUGCCCGCGCGAUCCCGCCGCAGACUCAGCGGCUGGGCGGCCGGCGUCCUCGCUCCAUCUCCGCGCGCCGAGUGGGCGGGGAGACGAGACGAGCGGCCCAGCGGGAGAGCCGGGGGGACGCGAGUGAGGCCGAGCGAGGAGGAGAAGUGGGAGGUGCUACGGGCUGGAGCCGCGGCCGGGCGCGAGGGCCCUGGAUGUUGAGGGAUGGGCCAGGCUGUCCAGCCGCUCUUGCGCCGGCCCUCGGGGGGACACGUGCAGCUCAUUCCCGGGUUCUGCUGAGGACAAGGCGGUCUCCCCGGUGUCUCGGGGCGCGCGGCACCUCCGCGGCCCCCAGGCCGACACCAGCCUCCCGCGCGUCCAGGGCAGGCUCCCCCUUGGGCAGCGGCGUCCCCCCGGCUCCUGAGCUGACGGAGGAGGUUCUGCAGGGGGUUCGGUACCAUGGACACAUGGACGCCCACUCCGGCCUUCCCGGGCAGACGCUGGUGGUCGUGGGUCUCGUUCCCGCUGAGAACAUUUCAAGAGACUCGGGGCAGAGCCGGCCAAGUCCGCGGCUGGUCCGCGGGGACGAAGGCGGUGCCCGGCUUGACUGAGGCAUUGGCGUGUGUCUCCGGUGGGCCGGACGCCCUGCCUAUUGUUUUCACUUUUCCAGUUUCCCACUAGAAAAGAAGCUAAAAUAGAGGAUCUAAUGGACUUGGAGAGACACAGUAAGAGUGAAAGGGAGUGAACGAAUACCGCAUUUUGUUAGUCGAGCUUAAUUACAAUACACACCAUACAUGAUCCAUUCUUCCUCUGCAAAUGUUUUUUUCAUAUAGUACAAUUGCAGUGACCUUGUUUCGGUAUUUUUAGAAUAGAAAUAAAAAUACGAAGUUGAUAAGCCUUCAAGAAAUGACAUCUAGGGGCGCCUGGGUGGUUCAGUGAGUUAAAGCCUCUGCCUUCAGCUCAGGUCUUUAUCCCAGGGUCCUGGGUCCGAAUCGAGCCCCGCAUCCGGCUCAAUGGGGAGCCUGUUUCUCUCUGCCUGCCUCUCCACCUACUUGUGAUCUCUGUCUGUCAAAUAAAUAAAAUCUUAAAAAAAAAAAAAGAAGAAAGAAACGAUGUCUAUGAAGUGUGCACUGUGUGUGAGAUAUGAAAGACCCACAAGACAAACUUCUUAGGUCCAUAAUAUGUAAGGACUCAUGGAAACUUCAUUCAUAUCUUAUUUACCAUCAUGCAUUAGAAACGUGUUUGGGGGCAGCAGGAACUCACUUUCAUAGGUUUUUGUCAGUUACAUCAAGUGAGGCAUGGAAACUAUCAAAUUUAAUGUAGGGACGCCUGCGGGCUCAGUCCGUGAGGCGUCUUCCUUUGGUUCGGGUCAUGAUCUCCGAGUCCUGUAUCAGUCCCACGUGAG